AAUGGGAGCGCUCGCCAUGAUCGCACCCGCCAAUGGGAGCGCCGGCCGCGGGGAGCGCUGGGAGGGCCGCUCAGAGCGGAAGGGCCGCGCAGCGGAGCUGGGAGCGCAGCGAUGCCGGACCGCGACAAUGAGCCGUUCUCCAACCCCCUGGCCCCCGAGGGCCACGAUGUGGACGACUCGCACUCCUUCCACCAGUCCAAGCUGACCAAUGAAGACUUCAGAAAGCUUCUCAUGACCCCGCGGGCUGCGCCAACAUCAGCGCCACCCUCCAAAUCUCGCCACCAUGAGAUGCCCCGGGAGUACAAUGAGGAUGAAGAUCCAGCUGCUCGCAGGAGGAAGAAGAAAAGUUACUACGCCAAGCUGCGGCAGCAGGAGAUCGAGCGCGAGAGGGAGCUGGCCGAGAAGUACCGGGACCGAGCCAAGGAGAGGAGGGAUGGAGUGAACAAGGACUACGAGGAGACAGAGCUGAUCAGCACCACUGCCAACUACAGGGCUGUGGGGCCCACGGCUGAGGCGGAUAAAUCUGCUGCAGAGAAGAGGAGACAGUUGAUCCAGGAGUCCAAGUUCUUGGGUGGUGACAUGGAGCACACUCACUUGGUGAAGGGUCUGGACUUUGCUCUGUUGCAGAAGGUGCGGGCUGAGAUUGCCAGCAAGGAGAAGGAAGAGGAGGAAAUGAUGGAGAAGCCCCAGAAAGAAACUAAGAAAGAUGAAGAUCCUGAGAACAAAAUUGAAUUUAAGACCCGGCUGGGCCGCAACAUUUACCGCAUCCUGUUCAAGAACAAGACUUACGAGCGGAACGAGCUGUUCCUGCCGGGCAGGAUGGCCUACGUGGUGGAUCUGGACGAUGAAUAUGCCGACACCGACAUCCCCACCACGCUGAUCCGCAGCAAGGCUGACUGCCCCACCAUGGAGGCCCAGACCACGCUGACCACCAACGACAUCGUCAUCAGCAAGCUCACGCAGAUCCUCUCCUAUCUCAGACAAGGCACCCGCAACAAGAAGCUCAAGAAGAAAGACAAAGGGAAGCUGGAUGAGAAGAAGCCUCCUGAAGCUGAUAUGAACAUCUUUGAAGACAUCGGGGAUUAUGUGCCCUCCACUGCCAAGAUGCCACGGGACAAGGAACGGGAGAGGUACCGGGAGAGAGAGCGUGACCGGGACCGGGAGCGAGACCGGGAGCGAGACCGGGACCGGGACCGCGAGAGGGACCGGGAGCGGGACCGGGAACGUGAGGAGGAGAAGAAGAGGCACAGCUACUUUGAGAAGCCCAAGGCUGAUGAUGAGCCUACAGACAUCGAUAAAGGACCUGGCUCAGCCAAGGAGCUCAUCAAGUCCAUCAAUGAGAAGUUUGCUGGAGCUGCUGGCUGGGAGGGAACAGAGGCUUUGAAGAAGCCAGAAGACAAGAAGCAGCUGGGAGACUUUUUUGGCAUGUCCAACAGCUAUGCUGAGUGCUACCCUGCCACAAUGGAUGAUAUGGCUGUGGACAGCGAUGAGGAGGUGGACUACAGCAAAAUGGAUCAGGGUAACAAGAAGGGGCCUCUGGGCCGCUGGGACUUUGACACGCAGGAGGAGUACAGCGAGUACAUGAACAACAAAGAGGCUCUGCCCAAGGCAGCCUUCCAGUACGGCAUCAAGAUGUCUGAGGGGCGCAAGACGCGCCGCUUCAAGGAGACCAAUGACAAGGCGGAGCUGGACCGGCAGUGGAAGAAGAUCAGUGCGAUCAUUGAGAAAAGGAAGAAGCUGGAGGCUGAUGGGGUUGAGGUGAAACGUCCCAAGUACUGAUUUCUCCUGAGUUUCUUCCUUCCUCUCCUGGAAUCGUGGCCUGCUGGGAGCUGCCUUCCUGGAGCCUGCUGGUGUGCUGUCCUUGCUUCACACACCGUCCACUCUCUGCUCAGGGCUGGGGGCUCUUCCCUCCCUCUGUUCUUUGCUGUAGAGCCUGUGCUGUGUAAAUGUUGUAGCCUUAAUAAAACCUCAUUAAAUUUG
This is a messenger RNA of Serinus canaria (Common canary), 1980 nucleotides long. RefSeq names its product IK cytokine (gene IK). Gene Ontology annotation, cellular component: nucleus. The record is from RefSeq and is a predicted model, not a curated record. Gene Ontology annotation, biological process: mRNA splicing, via spliceosome. NCBI's taxonomy places the organism in Eukaryota, Metazoa, Chordata, Aves, Passeriformes, Fringillidae. The coding region runs from base 112 to 1779 and encodes 555 amino acids. The transcript has 20 exons.